This is a messenger RNA of Cyanistes caeruleus (blue tit), 535 nucleotides long. The record is from RefSeq and is a predicted model, not a curated record. Lineage: Eukaryota; Metazoa; Chordata; Aves; Passeriformes; Paridae.
GGCGGUGACACCGGUGUCCCCUGGCAGCCCAGUUCCCCGGCCUGCAGAGCAAGAUGCGGGUGGUGCUGCGGGUGGAGGUGGAGGCCGUCAAGUUCCUCAAGGAGGAGCCCAACCGCCUGGACGGGCUCCUCAAGCGCUGCAAGACCGUCACCGACACCCUGGCCCAGAUCCGCAGGCAAGUGGAGGAGGGCGUGUGGAGCUCCCCGAGCAGCCUGAGCCAGUCGCCCAAGAAGGUGGCCCCGGAGACGGAUUUCAGCAAAGGGCUGGAGCUGGAGAUGCCCACCAGCCCUCCCGUGAGCCUGCACCACCUGACGGCCGCCCCCGACCCCCUGGGGGUGCCCGGCUUCGGGCACAGCCCCCCGCAGCCCCAGAGCCACCCCGGCAAGAGCAAUAACCCCUCCCGAGCCCCGGAGAUGGUGCCCGCCAAGACCCAAACGGGGCCCGAGACCCCCAGCAAGAAAAGCGUGGACAAAGCGGUGUCGGUGGAGGUGAGAGCCCGGCACGGCCCGGUUUUUUGGGGGGAAUCCUCCGGAAG